Drosophila bipectinata is the source of this 2833-nucleotide messenger RNA. It is a transcript of the gene puc, whose product is annotated as puckered. Gene Ontology annotation, molecular function: protein tyrosine/threonine phosphatase activity; MAP kinase tyrosine phosphatase activity; MAP kinase tyrosine/serine/threonine phosphatase activity. NCBI's taxonomy places the organism in Eukaryota, Metazoa, Arthropoda, Insecta, Diptera, Drosophilidae. Gene Ontology annotation, biological process: negative regulation of MAPK cascade; protein dephosphorylation. Gene Ontology annotation, cellular component: cytoplasm. The record is from RefSeq and is a predicted model, not a curated record.
AGAGGAACAGCCGUGUUUUAUCACCCACCUUUUUCGAGCUUGCCAUCGACACUAGAAAGUCUCCACCGCCAAAACCGAGAACCAACUUGCGGCGAGCGGACGUGUUUCGUGCGUGGGUGAGAAGCAAAGAAGAAAAGGAACUUUAACUCAACUGCACGUUGGCUUGGACCAAUUGUGGUGGUGUAGAAAGGAGCCCGCGUUUUCCCUCGCGUUUAAUCAAUUAAAUAAAAAAAAUAAAAGUGCGCGCGCUACAAGUGGACACACAACUGGAUUUUUGGGUCCGACUUGGUUGCAACACAACACACUCAUAGCAGCCAACUUGCCCCGAAUUAUAACGGGAAGUGGCUCAACAAGUGUCGGAGAUUAUCUAAUAAACCAAUCAUAGAAAAAAAUAAUAGAAACGGGGAAUAAAUAUCAAUUUUGAAACAGUUUUAUGUGAGAGAGUGUGCCUCUGUGUAUAUCAGUGUUUGCAUAUGUGUGUGAAUCGAGCAGAAACGCUGAGCAGCAACAACAACAACAACAGCAGCAACAACUACAACUACAACUACAACGAAGCUACAACGGCAACGGCAACGUCAACAACACGCAACAACAAUUGCUGUGAGUGCGACGGAGACAGCAACAGCGUGAGUCAUAAAAGUGAAAUGAAAAUGCGGAUAAAGAGAGAAGCGCCGUGUCUUCUGUUAUUUAUGCCAAUCCAAAAUACCAACAACAACAAUCGCAUUGGGGCCAAUCAGAAGGACUAUCCCAACAAGCGGUCCAGGGAGAAUCUGGUAUGUGACGAGCAAUCGUCACCAGUGACAUCGACGACGUCAUCCUCCACGGCAAUGAACGGCGGCGGACGGACGCCGCCGCUGACCCGCAGCUGCUCCAGUCCGGCGGUAUACGAUAUAGAAACACAUCCCGCCUCGCCCGUGUUCCCGCAUCUAUUGCUGGGCAAUGGCCGCGACGCCGACGAUCCCAGCAGCGUGGGCGCCAACUGCGUGCUGAAUGUUACCUGCCAGAGUCCCAGCGAGCGGUGUCUGGAGGGGCUCAAGUACAUGCAGAUCCCCGCCAGCGAUACUCCUCACCAGAACAUCAAGCAGUACUUCCAGGAGGCCUUCGACUUUAUUGAGGAUGCCAGGAUAACGGGAUCUCGUGUUCUGCUCCAUUGUCACGCGGGCAUCUCGAGGAGCGCCACCAUCGCCAUCGCCUAUGUGAUGCGGUACAAGUCACUCUCCCUCCUGGAGGCCUACAAGCUGGUGAAAGUGGCCCGGCCGAUCAUCUCGCCCAACCUGAACUUCAUGGGCCAGCUGCUGGAGCUGGAGCAGAGUCUGCGCAAGAGCGGAGUCCUGGCGCCAGCCACUCCGCUCCUGAAUAGUCCCAGUAUUCAUGCAGGCACUACGGUGGGAGGAUGUGUAGCAUCAUCUAGUCAACUAUUGGAGCAGCCAGAGCAGGAGGAAAUCGAGGAACAGAGACAGAAUAGGAGGGAGCGGGAGCGGGAGAAUAGGUCCAAGUCGGACAGCGAGGCCAUGGAUGAGGAUGUCUACGACUAUGACGAUGUGGACAGUGGAGCCGGCAGCUUGGCUGGGAGCAACUGCUCCUCGCGGUUGACCUCACCCCCGAUCACGCCCGACGACGAGGCGCCCAGCACUUCAGCGGCUGCGUCCUCAGUGUCGGAACUGGACUCCCCGGGAUCGACUAGCUCGUCAAGCGGAAUGUGCUCCCUGAUGCAAUCGAAUAACAGCCCAACUCCUGCAUCCUGCGCCGCUGCCACCACUAGCAAGCUAUCAUCCUCGUCGCUGCUCUCGCCCACACGGCAGCUGGCGGUGUUUAAGCGCAACUCACCGGCCAAGCUGAGGUUGGACCUGGCGUCCAACUACUGCCCCGCCUCGCCCCUCCCCAAGUCCAUCUCCUGCAUCGCAAUCCCAUCCACCCCCACUGGCGAGAAGGCGCCGGCGGACAGGAGCAAUCACCUGUCGCGGGACUGAGAUAGAAAGAGCCAGAGCCGCCGCAAAGCAGCUGUGAAUAGAAAGAAAAGAUACGGCCCCAAGGUGGUUUCAUUAUGAUUGUAAAUUGUACUUUUUUUUACCAAAAAAAACUAAAAACUAUUUUGAGGAAUUGUUUAGUUUUUUAGGAAAAAACAAAUUACAUUUUAUCAUUACCAAAUGUAAGUCGUAAAAAUGGCUGAUAAAACUUCCUAUAUAAGCAAGGUGAUGAUAUCCACCUCUGUGUAUAUUGUACAUACAAACGUACCUAAAAACAAAAACAAGGAAUGAGGAAUGCUAAGGGCAGCCUAAGAGCUUUUGUAAUGUAUUUCUCCCCUGAAGAAUUAAUCCAAAACAUGCAACCCAUCAACAGUUUGUUGCAAAAUGAAAGAUAACCUCGUAUAUUAUAAUUUAGCAUAAACCUAGCCAUAAGUGAUUCUUAACUAUAUCUAUACACACAUAAACUAUAUAUUAAACUUUAAAUAGAACAAUGAAAAUCCGAAAUGCACUGCAACAAUUUCUGCUGACUUGCCACACACCACACACCACCAACCUCUCCAACUCCCUAUGGUUUCAACAAUUAUGAGAAACAAAUCCGCCAUAUACACUGCAAAGAUCUUAUCAAAACUGUUCUAAGUUUUAUCAAACCGCUUUAGCCACCCACACAUUUAAUUUAGUAUCUUUUGGAAAUAAGGAAAGAGUUUGUGUUUGUGUUUUCUAGUUUUAGUUAUUUAUAUGAAGCGAGCGCGUGAGUUGGUCAUGAAUGCUAUUUAAUUCACAUGUAUUAGGCUGUAAGCAACUAGACUAAGCUACACAUCCAUAAAGUGUAACCAUUGUGUUAAGUAAAUGGAAAUUUUGAAAAGUAA